GGAAAAAAAGGACUGACAGCUCUGGCUCGUAAAAAGCUACUGAGGGCGGAAGAUGUAUUGGCCAUCCUUGUAGCAUUUCUGGGAAGUACUAACGAAGGUCUUGAGAUUGAAGAAGUAGGGACUCUGAGACCCAAAUGAUGCUUCUGUCAGCUGUCCAUUAGACAGACUGUGCUCACAGCACAGUGCCUACAAGGAUUUCAAAGUGUUACCUGCUGGAAAAGGAGCCUGAAAGUGCUUGUGCGGAAGGGUGGCUGGCUGCCUGCUACCCUGGAAGGAAGGUUUUCUCUGAGUUAAAGAGUGGAGGACCAUGGCGCCUUGGCCUGAAUUGGGAAACUCCCACUCUAAUCCUAAUAAGUACAUCGAAGAGACCAUCACCCAACAAUCUACUAUGUCUGGAAAAGAUAAAGGAAACCCCAGCACAGAUAAUGCCCAUUCUCCUGUAAACAAGAUAGAACUUCUGCCAUCUUACUCCACUAUUGCAUUGAUUGAAGAGCCAGUGGAGGAGCAAGACCCAUGGGACAUGCCUGACAUUACGGACUCUGGGAUCAAGUGGUCAGAGAGAGACACCAAAGGGAAAAUAAUUGCUGUCUUCCGAGGGUUUGGGAAAGUGAUUCUCCUCCUGGGAUUUCUUUACCUAUUUGUCUGCUCCUUGGACAUCCUCAGCAGUGCUUUCCAGCUGGUUGGAGGAAAAAUGGCCGGGGAGAUUUUCCGUGAUGGUUCAGUGUUGAGCAAUCCUGUGGCAGGCUUGGUGAUUGGUGUGUUAGUGACUGUCAUGGUGCAGAGUUCCAGCACAUCCUCGUCCAUCGUUGUCAGCAUGGUGUCCUCUUCAUUGUUGACAGUAAAGGCAGCAAUUCCCAUUAUCAUGGGAGCCAAUAUUGGGACUUCAGUCACCAAUACUAUCGUGGCCCUCAUGCAGGCUGGAGACAGGGAUGAAUUUCGAAGGGCUUUUGCAGGAGCUACUGUCCAUGAUUUUUUUAACUGGUUAUCAGUGCUGGUGCUGCUGCCUCUGGAGGCGAUCACAAACUACCUCUACCACCUCACCAAUGUCAUAGUGAAAUCCUUUAAUAUCAAGAGUGGAGAUGAUGCCCCUGAACUCCUCAAAGUCAUCACAGAUCCCUUAACAAAACUCAUCAUCCAGCUGGAUAAAAAAGUCAUAAAUGAAAUUGCUACAGGAAAUGAGGCAGCAAAAAACAAAAGCCUGAUAAAGAUUUGGUGUGAAACUUUUAAAAAUGUGACUUUAAGCAAUGUUACCGUUCCCUCACCAGAAAAUUGUACCUCUUCCAGUCUCUGCUGGACUGAUGGAAACAUGACCUGGACCCUCCUGAACACAACAUAUGAAGAGAACAUUGCCAAGUGCAAACAUGCAUUUGUGAAUGCCAAUCUCUCAGAUCUGGGUAUUGGCCUCAUUCUUCUAGCCCUCUCUUUGCUGGUCCUGUGCACAUGUUUGAUCUUGAUUGUCAAGGUCCUGAACUCUGUGCUCAAGGGACAAGUUGCUGCUGUGAUUAAGAAGACCAUCAACACAGAUUUCCCCUUCCCUUUUACCUGGCUGGCAGGCUACCUCGCCGUUCUAGUUGGAGCUGGAAUUACAUUUCUUGUACAGAGUAGCUCUGUGUUCACCUCUGCAAUCACUCCUCUGGUUGGCAUCGGUGUGAUCAGCCUUGAGAGAGCUUACCCUUUAACCUUGGGCUCCAACAUCGGUACCACCACCACUGCCAUCCUGGCUGCAUUAGCUAGCCCUGGAAAUACUUUACAAAGUUCGCUCCAGAUUGCCCUAUGCCAUUUCUUCUUCAACAUCUCUGGGAUACUUCUGUGGUACCCAAUCCCAUUCACACGCCUGCCGAUCCGUCUUGCCAGGGGCCUAGGAAAUAUCACAGCCAACUACCGUUGGUUCGCCAUCUUCUACCUGAUCUUCUGCUUUCUCCUGGUGCCCCUGGCUGUGUUUGGCCUCUCGCUGGCGGGGUGGCCCGUGUUGGUGGGUGUAGGGGCACCCAUCCUAUUGGUAUUGCUUGUGGUGCUGGUGAUGCGGGUGCUCCAAGCGCGCUGUCCUCAGGUUCUCCCUAAGAAACUGCAAACCUGGGACUUCUUGCCCCUGUGGAUGCACUCUCUUCAGCCCUGGGAUGGGCUGGUGUCUCUGCUCACGGGCAGUUGCUGCCAGCUGCCCUGCUGCUGGUGCUGUCGCAUCUGCUGCCGGUCGUGCUGCCUGCUGUGCAACUGCCCCCGGUUCUGCCGCUGCAGUAAGUGCUGCGAUCUGCUUGAAGAUGAGGAGAACGUCAAGGAAAUCCCCAUCAAGGUUUCCGAGGUGUAUGAGAAUACGGCAGUCGUGACUAAGGAGACCCAGCAGGGGGACCAAGAUGUAAAAACCUUCUCUAGCAGCACGGCUUUAUAGCAGGAUGGUGAUUGCAGAGGAGAAAAGAUGGAUUGUUUCUUGUUCUUGCCCUUCCUCCCUUGAAGCGUGGGAAGGGUAGGGGCAGAUGGUUAGCUAUCUACCAUUGGAAAAAUGGAGUCCCAGACAUUUGCUAUUCCCACCCUUCACCCCAGAACCCAAAGCACUGGCAGGUAGGGCUGACUCAGUAUUGGCAGAAACAGUGAUCAAAGCACCAUCCUUACUAGGGCCACAAUUCUCUCUCAUUGAUUUCUGGCUCCCUGAAAGGCCUGGGACAAGAACCAUAGGGAUUUUGCAACAUAAAUUCUGACUAGGCCAAUUACUUACACUCUCUCCAGAAACAUUAGAGCCACUGACCAACAGGACAUGUUUUAAAGCCCUAAACAAUUUUCAGAAGGAAAAAGCCUGCGGAAAGAAUUCCGUUGCUCAAAUAUACAUAGUUACACUUUUAUUUUUAAAUAAGUGUGAGUUUGGUUGCUAAGGCACAUGGCUCUUCCCGGGAAAGACCUGACUGUAAAUAGGAAAUCAGUACUUCCCUGGUCCCACAAAGCUUGGAGGCAGGGCAGGCCUGGGUGAGAAGAUGCCAGCCAGUGACAUACACCACCCAGCCCAGUCUUAGUAAGCCGCGUGUUCCUCCGUUCCCUGCCAUAUGGAGACUUGCAGGAAGGGCAAGGUUAAGGACUAUGUUUUAUCUACAGCAAACUAUGUGGAUACCCUUCCCAUGCCCAGGAGAAACUGCUGGUGGUCAGCAGCAUGCUGGUUAGUUAGGUAGGCUUGGGCUGCCUCCAUAGGCUGAUGACCAUGAUGCCCAGUACCAAAGAUAAAUUCUAGUGAGGUAGAAUUACUGUGUAUGCUCAUGCCCCCUCUUUCCUGAUCUUCCCUCCUUACUGUCUCCACAGUUUCUCUUGGGCAGUCUAUAAGCUGGCCAAAGCCAGGCAAUUUCUAGAACAUUGAAAAGGUAUUUCUAAAGGAUAGUAAUUUAAUUAAGAAGCAAAAAAGGUCACUGAUGUGCUUUUGGAUUUCUUCCUAUUGGAGAGAUACGAAGGUGGGAAUGUUCCCAGGGCAGUUAGCACUUUAGUUGUUAAUUGGUCAGCAGCUUCUUUCUAAGCAGCAGCUUCGACUUCUGCCAUGAGUCAUUUUCAAUCUGGGAUACUCCAGAAAGCCAGCUUCAUAAAGGUCAGUGCUAAGAACUGGUCCCACUCUGAUAGUCUAAGUGCCUCAGAUGUCAUGAGGAGGUUGGGCAGGUUAUGGUUAGAAAAGAUCAGUUCCUCUGUCCAUCUUAGGCCAUUGCCAGUCUCUCAAACUCUGGCUGUGGGAAUUGGCCUUGAUAUUUUGUGGGCUAAGCUUUUUCUUCUGCUAACCCCAGUUAGUAGUUUGUGAGUCAUGUCAUGAAGUUUGUUUUGCCCUCAGAUGGAGGGGGAACAGAAUAAACUGAGCUGACUGCAGAAUCAGGGGACCAUCUUCAGAGGUCCUUCCCACCUUGGACCUUCCAUGAGGCGCCAGUGGACCAGCCACCUAACCUUUUAAGGGGGUGGGGUUGAAGGAUUCUGAGGUGAAUGAUCUUGCUGUGAGCUCUUCUUUCUGGAUCCUUGCGUCUCUCUGUCCCUUUCACAGAAAGGAAAACCUCCUAGACCCAUUGAGAGAAGGUAGGGUGGCAGGUGGCCAUGCCCUAGGUAGAAUGUGGAUUUCAAGAGCAUGAUCCUCCUCAGACAGACCAUCUAUAUUUUCUAUAUCCUCAAAGGAUGAUAGUCUGGCUAGACAAAAAGCACCUUGUUUUAAGAUAACCUGUUAAAGACUAAUCUGGAACUUCUUUCCAGAUUUUCUUUCAUUUGCCAGGAAUGAGUUUUGUCCAUUUCCAUCUCCUGUCCUCUUUGGCCCUUAAACUGCUGCUUCUUAAAAGAGGCUAAUUGGUGAGCAUGUGACUGGAAAGGCUUGAGCUGAGCGUAAGCCAGAAGGUUGAAUGGACCAGUCAGCCUUGGUCCCAAAGCCCCUUUUGAUGUAUGUUAUGUGUAUGUGCACGUGGGUGGGGUCAGGGAGCCUGUACCUAGCAGCUCAGAUGCCUUCUCCUUGCCUUUCAUGGGCCCUUUUUCUAAGACAGAAGAAUCUUCACUUGCCUUUCUACCAGCCACAUACAUCACUUUCCCUCUAACACACCCUCUCUAAUACUCCCACCUCAUCCCACUUAACUAGGCUCUACCAACAAUUUCCCAGCUCCAAACAGUAUGUAGCAAAGGGGAAUAUAAGAUGAGAAAGAAGAACAACUAGCCCAUUUCCCAACUCCCAGAUCAUUUGGAGGCUUACCUUGACUUUCUACUAUGUGUAUAACCUUUCUCAGACAGAUACCAAUAUAGUCUGUAUGUAUAGUCACUGAAUUGUACAGUUUAUCAUGUUAUUAUUUUUUUUUUUUUUUGCUUAGGCAGUUGGGGUUAAGUGACUUGCCCAGGGUCACACAGCUAGUAA
This is a messenger RNA of Vombatus ursinus (common wombat), 4843 nucleotides long. Its product is annotated as sodium-dependent phosphate transport protein 2B-like. The transcript is spliced from 15 exons. The coding region runs from base 308 to 2386 and encodes 692 amino acids. Gene Ontology annotation, molecular function: sodium:phosphate symporter activity. The record is from RefSeq and is a predicted model, not a curated record. Gene Ontology annotation, cellular component: apical plasma membrane; vesicle; brush border. NCBI's taxonomy places the organism in Eukaryota, Metazoa, Chordata, Mammalia, Diprotodontia, Vombatidae. Gene Ontology annotation, biological process: sodium-dependent phosphate transport; intracellular phosphate ion homeostasis.